Baudoinia panamericana UAMH 10762 is the source of this 1066-nucleotide messenger RNA. RefSeq lists its product as uncharacterized. The transcript has a single exon. NCBI's taxonomy places the organism in Eukaryota, Fungi, Ascomycota, Dothideomycetes, Mycosphaerellales, Teratosphaeriaceae. The record is from RefSeq and is a predicted model, not a curated record. Bases 181 to 930 code for a protein of 249 amino acids.
CCGGACACUUUCUUGAUGUGUUGCUCCUCGCGUUCCACAAAGUCUUAGAACCAAACUACGCCCUUCUUCUGAUAGCAAGAAAUUCCGCUCACUCACUUGACCGACCAGCUCUCCACGAGGAAAAUACCACCCCCGCCACAGCCUCCCUCAGGAAACAGCCACCGUCGACACAUCGGCGCCAUGUUUGGAAUCACUAUCAUCAUCCUCGCCACCUUGUGUACAGCACAUAUGCAGCUCAACUUCCCUCCACCCUUCAACGCCUCCAACAAUCCCCACCGCACAACACGAGCAGAUCCUUACCUCCAAUACCCCUACAACUGCUGCGGACCGCACGAUAGAUGGAUGUAUCCCUGCCGUGGUUACGAGACGCUCCUCGGCGAUCCACAAGGCGCCGCCACCGCAACAUGGCCAGCAGGCAGCACGCAAAGCUGGAACAUCAGCGGCAUCGGCAACCACUACGGCGGCAGCUGUCAGGUAGGCUUCUCCACUAACCACGGCGAAACAUUCCGCGUCGCCACGAGCUACGAAGGAAACUGCCCGCAUAGAAACAAUGGCAACGGGCCAGAUGGGCAAAACUUCGACUUCACUGUGCCCGCGGAUCUGCCAGCCGGCGUGCACCUCUUCACGUGGACCUGGUACAAUCGUGAGCAAGAGCUCAACAGUAACUGCGCCGCCGUCGAGAUCACGGCAUGUAUCGCAGCGGACACGCCUCCCGCUCCCGUCGCGUUCGCCAGUCGUCCGGAGAUGUUUGUGGCGGAUGACGUAAAUGGAUGUGUGACUCCGCACACGACAGCUGAGCUGCGGUAUCCCUUUCCCGGACCGGAGGUCGUGACGGGUGAUGGCGCGUAUCCGCUUCAGCUACCUACGGGUAAUUGUGGCGGUGUGGGCGUGCAAGCGUACCAUGGCGAGACCGGAGAAGAUGGGCAUUGACCAAGUCACUCCUGAUCGGCGUUGAGCUUCACGCCAGAGGUCUGCUGCGCUUACCAUGCGUAUGCUGGUCAUACGCUGCGGGCCACAUAUGGGCAGGAUCCAUCGAUAAUGGUAAUGAACAUAGUGGCCAAGGCAC